CCCAAGAUGGCGGUGCCCAGUGAGAUGGAGGAGGAGGUGGCCGUUUACCUGGUAGUGAGCGGUAUCCCUUCGGUGUUGCGCUCGGCCCAGCUACGGAGCUACUUUAGCCAGUUCCGGGAGCAACGCGGUGGUGGGUUUCUCUGUUUCCACUACCGGCAUCGGCCUGAGCGGGCCCCUCCCCAGGCUGCUUCCGACUCUGCCCUGGCUCCUAUCGAGCCUGCCGCUGAGGGCCAGGUUCUCGCCCAGACUUCGGCCGCCGACGCCCGUGCUCUCUCCGCCCGGGAUUCUGCUCCGGUCCAGACUCGCACCUGCUGCUGCGUUAUCUCGGUACGGGGGGCGGCUCAGGCCCAGAAAUUUCUUCGUAUGUACUCUGGCCGACAGUGGCUGGAUUCUCAGGGGACUUGGCUGCCGGGUCGCUGUCUCAUCCGCAGACUUCGGCUACCUACUGAGACAUCAGGCUUGGGCUCCUUUCCCUUCAAGACCCGAAAGGAGCUACAGAGUCAGAAGGCCAAGGGUGAAACCUUCACCCUAGCUGACCUGAGACAACUGCCAGAGCUGAACCCACCAGUGCUGAUGCCCAGUGGAAAUGUGGGGACUCCCCUACGCACAUUUUUGGAGUUGAUCCAGGCCUGCCGCCUACCCCCCCGGAUCAUUACUCAGCUGCAGCUCCAGUUCCCCAAGACUGGUUCCUCCCGGCGCUAUGGCAACGUGCCUUUUGAAUAUGAGGACUCAGAGACUGUGGAGCAGGACGACCUUGUGUACACGGCUGAGGGCGAGGAAAUACCCCAGGGAGCCUGCCUGGCCAAUACACCAGCCAGUCCCUGUGGAGAGCCGGAGGAGGAAGGGGAAAAGGAGGAAGAAGAGUCUCAGUCAGAUGAUGAUGAAGACCAGUGUGAGGAGUGGGAGCGGCAUGAAGCUCUGCAUGAGGAUGUGACCAGGCAGGAGCGAACAACUGAACGGCUCUUCGAGGAAGAGAUUGAGCUCAAGUGGGAGAAGGGUGGCUCUGGCCUGGUGUUCUACACUGAUGCCCAGUUCUGGCAGGAGGAAGAAGGAGACUUUGAUGAACAGACAGCUGAUGACUGGGACAUAGACAUGAGUGUGUACUACGACAGAGAUGGUGGAGACAAGGAUGCCCGAGACUCUAUCCAAAUGCGUCUGGAACAGAGACUCCGUGAUGGCCAGGAGGAUGGCUCUGUGAUCGAAGGCCAGGUGGGCACCUUUGAACGCCACACCAAGGGAAUUGGGCGGAAGGUGAUGAAACGGCAGGGCUGGGCCGAAGGCCGGGGCCUGGGAAGCAGGUGCUCCGGGGUGCCCGAGGCCCUGGAUAGUGAUGGCCAGCACCCUAGGUGCAAGCGUGGAUUGGGGUACCAUGGAGAGAAACUACAGCCAUUUGGUCAAAUGAAGAAGCCCCGUGGAACUGGCUUGGGGCUCAUUUCCACCAUCUAUGAUGAACCCCUUCCCCAGGACCAGGGAGAGUCACUGCUCCGCCGUCAGCCACCCACCAGCAUGAAGUUUCGGACAAAUAUGGCCUUUGUGAGGGGCUCCAACUGUGCCUUGGACAGCCCUUCAGAGCCUGAGUGACAGGGUCAGAGGCUUCCUUGAUUAAGAUCACUUAUAAACUGCAGGAUGCAGCUCUCUGCCCCAGCCUUACAUACCACAGAAGCAGGAGUCUGGGAGCAGUAGAUGGAAUCUGCUCAGGGUGCUUUGUUCUGAACCUGCCUUCCGCUUUUCUACCUCGAGGUCAUUUUUACAAAAAGCUCGCUGCCUACCCCUUUGAUAGUAGGGCUUACUGAACUCUCCUCGUUGGUCUCCUAACCCCAAGUCUCUAGGUUUGCUCUUGCCUCCUUAAGUACUUUUGAAAAACAGUAUUGAGCAAGGUUAUCAGCACACAAUUCCUUGGGGACUCUGAGAGAAUUCACCAUGAAGGUCAGAAAGAGAAGGAAAAGGACCUGAAAGAGGAGCGGAUUUGUGGGGUUCGGGAGAAAUGGCCUUGGGGCGGGCCCUUCACUGCCGUCUGCCCCUCUGUCCCUCCUUGGCUGGGAUCUGUCAGCGGAGCCUCCGCGAGAGAAGGCCCGGGCCUGCGGCGUUACUGGAGAAUAAACACUUUUACGACUGGAGUUGUCUGUUUCGGUU
Choloepus didactylus (southern two-toed sloth) is the source of this 2133-nucleotide messenger RNA. It is a transcript of the gene GPATCH3, whose product is annotated as G-patch domain containing 3. The record is from RefSeq and is a predicted model, not a curated record. The transcript has 7 exons. NCBI's taxonomy places the organism in Eukaryota, Metazoa, Chordata, Mammalia, Pilosa, Megalonychidae. Gene Ontology annotation, molecular function: nucleic acid binding. The coding region runs from base 7 to 1581 and encodes 524 amino acids. Gene Ontology annotation, biological process: negative regulation of RIG-I signaling pathway; negative regulation of type I interferon production; positive regulation of DNA-templated transcription.